Molecule: messenger RNA, 690 nt
Organism: Priapulus caudatus
Lineage: Eukaryota; Metazoa; Priapulida; Priapulimorpha; Priapulimorphida; Priapulidae
Product: LYR motif-containing protein 1-like
Exons: 4
Coding region: 11-370 (119 amino acids)
Cellular component (GO): mitochondrion
Source: RefSeq, a predicted model, not a curated record
CACAUAGUAAAUGGCACUGCAAUUACGAACGGAGGUCCUAUCUUUGUACAAAAGAAUUCUGCGAACUGGUUUAUCAUGGCAAUCUGCAUCUGGAUCUUCAGAAGAUACAAGUAAUGAACGUGACUACAUACUGAAUGAAGCCAAAACGCUGUUUAGGAAAAAUACAUUGAUAAGAGAUGAGACAACGAUCAAACUCUAUAUCCAAGAAGCAGAGGCCAGGUUAGGACUAGCAAACCACUACAGAAUCCCUUACCCUCGACCAGUAAACCUACCGCAGACGGCGCUACCUCACGGCAAACCAAAGAAGACACAAGCACGCAUUCGGGAAGAAAGCAAACCCAUCUACAUUAAAUCCUAUGAUACUUACUGAUGACAACUCACUGAUCCCAGCUUUCAUUAGUGAUACACCACAGCAACCACAAAUAUCAACUUUAGAUAGCAAUUCAGAUACAAGGAAAGCAGAUACAGAUCAAGGGCGAUGCAAACGCAGAUAGUGAGACUGCAUAGAAUGUAGUAUUUGCCUAUAAGGUCUUUGAGGCAAUAUAUUGUCUGUGAACUGGUUUUUAUGUCUAUGUUUGCUACUGUCAUUAACAUAUGCUUAACUGAAGUAUAUAUUUGUUCAUGCUAAUAUACUCCUAUGACAUUUAAUCUACAUAAAGCCAAUAAAAGCUAGCUUUUUGUGAAUUGUAA